AUGCCACCAGAUCAGUUGCUACAACCCGAGAAGAAAAGCAUGGGAGUCUCAAUCUCGGGGGGCAGGGGAUUGAAUGAGUCGCCGUCUUGGCCAGGUCAUCCGCGGCCGGUUCCAAGCUCAGCAUACGCCUCUAUUUGUCGCGCUGCGCCCUAUGUGCCACAGCUUGUGAUCCCAGUUCCAUUCCUUGUCCUGGCAGGCUUGGUAACUCGAUUGGACUACCAACCCAUCUCUUCCUACGGCGAUGGAGUACUCGAGGCUAUUGGGCUGGCCUCUACCUUUUGGCCUAUUGCUUUCUCCGCUGUCCUCGGCGCUUUGAUUCGAACCAUUGCCUUGUUCAAAGCAGAGCGUGGGACUAAGCUUGGUGUGAUUAGCCCAGCUGGUGGUCAGGCAGCUUACCGAACUGUCCGCCUGACGUCCCUCAUCGAAACGACGACUCACGGCUUGAUGCACAGCCCUGCAGCGGACAUCGGAUUACCUUUCAACAGGAUACUCUGGGCAAGCAGUUCCAAUCUCGCGACCCAGCUUGGGAGGGUAUACGCUAUGUUUGGGGCCGCAAUUUCUGCAUCCAAUGCUAUUGCUCAAGCUUCCAACGGAUCAAGCCCGACGUUUGAUGCUGCGAUACGAGGGCUUGGAGGUGUGGAUACGGCUAUUGUAGCUGCGAGGAUGGAUCUCUGGCAGAACGUCCGAGUACCUGAAAUCACUGGCUUGCCGGGAUACGACUCAGAAGACCCCUAUCGCUGGCUCCAAGUCCCUACUGAUCGUCUUGUCACCUACGAAUCUCUGGUCGGGGUUCCUGUCAGAGGCAUCCCACAAGAAACUCCAAGUAACAUUAGCUUUCAGCUUUCAACGACUUAUGCAACACUAGAGUGCUCUCCUUGGUUUAAUACAACAACAUGGCGUGAAGAAACCCCUGAUGCAUUGCUUCUUCACAAAGCAGUCAACAGCAGCAUAACAAACGAAGAGAGAAUGUGCAAUUAUGCCAAUGGCUUUCAACAGAUCUAUAUGGAUACGCCAUCUCCCCUCACCGGCUUCAACUUUUCAACCAAAAACCACACAAGCCAAGGACCCAUCACUCAAGGUAGUCUGGUAUUUGGCACCAAGGGGAACUCGACUAUCUGCGAUAUUAGCCAUAUCUAUGUCGAUGUUGAAGUUCAGUGUCAGCGAGAACAGCGGCUAGGCCAGAUGGUCUGCAGAUCCGACAAGAUCCGGCAUUCACCAGCUCAACCAGUGCCAUUUCAUGACAACCAAAUGAUCACCAAGAUCAAUCAAACUGACCCAGGGGCCCCAGCUGCAGGAUAUUUUAUAGCAUUUUUGCCCUGGAUAGCAAGCUCCUAUCAUUCCGGAAACCGAUCCCCACUUGAGAAUUAUUUGGCCGACCCAGCCCGUGGCAUCGAGGGGGACGCCGUGGCGCUCACCGAUGAAUAUACGCGUUUACCGCUAAAGGUAUUCGCACAGCGUCUAGCGAUGGUUAUGAACACUGCACUGCGCAUCUCUUACGAUAUGCCUUCUAUCCUUGGCUUCACCGAUCACAACAUCACUGAGUCUGCUGCUCUUACCGGCAUGGAGCCCAAGUACGGCAGCACAACAGGAAGCUUUAGCAUAGCCACAGUGGUGUACCGGGUCCAGCAUAAAUGGAUGGGGCUUUACAUCGCCUCACUUGUCGUGAUGAGCAUAUGUGCAGUUGCUACCAUCGUUCUUAGGCUGAUAAUUCGCGCCCCAGACUUCCUCACAAACGUCGCCGGCUUGACUCGCGACUCUCCGUAUAUCAAUGUCCCUCCAGGGGGAAGUACCUUGGAUGGCGAGGAAAGGUCACGUUUACUCAGGAAUCGGCGGCUCAAGAUCGUCGACGUGCACCCUGAAAGGGAUGUUGGGCACAUCGCCUUUGCUGAUGACAUCGGUCAGAUGGCAACCAAGAGGUUCGGAAUGGUAGACAGGGUGUAUGCCUAG
This is a messenger RNA of Fusarium keratoplasticum, 1947 nucleotides long. RefSeq lists its product as uncharacterized. The coding region runs from base 1 to 1947 and encodes 648 amino acids. The transcript is spliced from 4 exons. The record is from RefSeq and is a predicted model, not a curated record. Lineage: Eukaryota; Fungi; Ascomycota; Sordariomycetes; Hypocreales; Nectriaceae.